AUGGGACACAGCCCCCUGGACCCUACUUCAAUUAGUGACCUGCCAGGUUUUGAGGUUUGAUUUAGCGAUAUCGUCAUGACGUCAUCAUAGUGUGUAAACCCUGGAUCGACAUCGCCAUCGAGCUCACUUCGCCGAGGUGGAAGAAGAACUUUUAAGAACGCUGAUGCCUGUCCAUAUUGAGUUUAAUUAUGCUAUUGUGAUAUUCAAUGAAGGAAUUGCGACGACGUGAUGGCUUCCAUAGGGAAUCAUGAUCAAGAUAAGGGAAAUGGUGGUGACGUCGAGCAAGUGGUGCUCGAUGCAGCACAAGUGUACCUUCUCAUGAAGGAAGAGUAUCGCAUCUCAAGGAAUAUCAGAGCAUCAUGGUUUCUCAAGAACAUCAACAAUAUCAUUUCAGUCAAGGAAGAACAGGAAUUGCGAUGUUCCCAAGAGGAACUAGAAAUCCUGUCCAUCAUACCAAAAGAUCCGCCAUCGAGUCAGAAGACAACGGAAAAACAGACCCAGUACCGUCUCUUGCCGACGUGCCAUGUGACCUUCUUUGCCCGUCGCUACAGGCUGGUUGUUGUGCUAGAUCUCAGCCCUUCCAUGACUGCUGUGGAUAUUCAGUCAGGGAGCAUCCACAUUGCAGAGAUUCACACUGCGUUGACAAACUUUCUGAAGGGAAUCACAAAGCCUUUCUGUGUUCCAGGAAGUAGCAUCCUGCUUGCCCCCAGUUUGUAUGUGACAGUCAUUGCCUACACACCACUAGCUCACCUCACAACACAGCAGGUGCUGGUUCAGGGAUGCUUGCUGACCCCAGAGAAUUUGGAUGUUUUCUUGCAGAGCAUUCUUACACAACUUGAAGACUUUGAGAACAAGAUAUAUAACAGUACCAUGCGCUCUCAGAACCCAUCAGCCUCGGGUCUCGACGGCGUGGACGGCUGGUUGACCAACGGCCUGGAUAUUGUGGUCGGGGGUGACUGGAGGGACAGCCAGGGGGGCCCUACCAGCCCCACCACCAACAGCUACCAUCAGCCCCCUACCAAGGUAGAGAUGGCCAACCCUGAGGCAACGUUUGUCAACAUGCUGUGGUGUGGAGUACUUGCCCUGCAGCUGCUACCGGAGAAUACAAGUGCAGGCAUCGUAGUGAUCAGUGAUGGAGUUGGUGCAGUCCCAGAUGCCCUGACCCUAAGUAACCUCCUAGGGAACCUACGAACCAGCACCACGGCCUGCUCCUUCAUCCAGCUGGGCAAAGGGUUCUAUCCCCACGCAGGCUUCGGUUACGUCCCCCACACAGAGAUCAUGCAGUUCAUCGCCACGGCAACCUUUGGGGCCUUCCUCUCCAGAUGCCCCAGUUUGGAAUCUCAUGAAGACCAUCUGAUGAAUCAGUACCAUAGAGCUUUCCUGUCAUGGAGCUUCCAGAAAGGAUUGGAUGGCAUCAAGAUUGACCUUAUCAAAGGUCGUCAGCAUCAAGUCAUCUCAUCAGAAUCAGGAUGGCCUGAAAGCAUCUUGCCAUCAUUUGCAGUCAACAAGCAGGGAUUAUGCACCAUUCCUCUGAUCAGGAAGAAGCAUACUAACUACAGACUUCACACAGAGCUUGGCAAUGUGCUUUCUAUUCGUCUCAGGGAAGGGUACACCAUCAAGGAUGCCUGCAUAACCAAGAAUGGUUCCUGUAUUGAGGUGCGUCUAGCGCUGCCCUGGAAGUACAAUGCGAGGAUAGAGUAUAUAGCUACAGCUCCAUGGCCCCUUGAGUCCAGCAGACAUGUGACAGACAUAGAGAUCAUCAUGGAGGGUAGCUACGAGUUCCUCCAUGACAUCACGUGCCCCAUGAAGAAGGGACCUCAGAACCAUUACAGGACAAAGGUGGUCAAGAACUUCUGGCAAACAUUGCAGAGUUUGAGAGAGACUGACCUGCUGCUAGUACACCUGCAGUCCUUUGCAGCUAACCCCAUCUACUACACACUGCCUGAAGGUACGAAGGGAGGGAUGCCCCUCUUCUACAUGCCCCCCAACUCCACCUCGCCUGUCCUCGCUCAACAGUCGCAUCUUAAGCAUUCAGGAUUGGACCAGUUUGCUGAUUUCUGGAAACGUAUUGCUCUCAUGGACUCCAAGAGAUGGCAGAGAUGGCUCCACACCCACCGCAUUGCAUUGCUCCUGCUACCAGACUUGCCGCUACCGAAGCAUCUGCACCUACCCAACUCGAGCGGGCGCUACGCCACCAUCCAGUAUCGGGUUGCCCUCAAAGAGGUCAACAACCUUCUUAAGAAGAGGAGUACAUUCAUCAUGUUAGACAACCAUAGCUACAUCAAUCUCAACUUCACUGAGUCCGGAGGGCCACCUACGUCGUUCUACGUCAUCAGGGUUUCCCUCAAGACACCCAUCGUCCUCAGACUGGCUUUCCUGGGAGGAACACCGGGCCAUGAGAGGAACAAGGUUGUGAGAGGGUUAAAGAAUGACCUGCUAGCCUUGAGGAUGCCCAGGAAAAAGACUGCCCAGUAUGGCUAUGACAAGGAGCACGGCACCAAGGCCAUGGCUCCCCUCAAGGACACUGACUCAGACGGGCCUCCUGGACAUGGCGAUGAUUCCUGCGUCGUUCUGCUCUCUAGACCCAUCGAGAUGAUCCUCAUGAGAUAUGAGAAAAUGCCAUCGGACUUCACUGACCUGAAGACAUCCAUCGAGGUGACGUCCACGUCUGUGCCUGUCUACAUGAACAGCAAAGCUCCCUGUAGCAACCUGAACCGACUUGCAUGCUAUCUCCACCAUCGACGCUGGAUCUGGGAAGCUCAGAGUGACAGUGGGAUCCAGAUCGCUACCAAGGCUGUGGCCAACAUCCUGGACGUCCUUACCAAAUUGCGGUUGCAGCAGGGAUUCCAUGUGGCUUACUCAACCAGUGGAAUACUCAGCUUCAUCAUGGAGCUCAAGAUGAAGAAUCCUCUGGGCAGCAUCGUGGAGACAAUGGGGCCUUCCAAACCCUCGGACCAAGAAGGCACGGAUGAAGCCACUGAGAGCGACCAGGGCACGGAGCAGAAGUUAUCCUCCAAUGGUCAAGAGGUCUUCCCAUGUCUGCUCCAGUACAUCGUCUUCCCUCCGCACUCAGCCACAGCCAAGAGGGAUCGGACUACAUCAGUUGGAGACGAGGAGGAUGGUGACGAUCAGGACACAUCUGAAGCUGAUGGAAGACUGCAGCUUGUGACUGAGUGCUGGAUAGAGCCUCAGAGUGGUACCAUCAUCGAUCCUCCAAAGCAGUGUCAAUUCUUGGACGGCCUCACCUACCAAACCAUCCCAAGAGUGGUAUGA
Messenger RNA from Strongylocentrotus purpuratus (purple sea urchin), 3273 nucleotides. Its product is annotated as KICSTOR complex protein SZT2-like. The transcript is spliced from 23 exons. The record is from RefSeq and is a predicted model, not a curated record. Bases 229 to 3273 code for a protein of 1014 amino acids. NCBI's taxonomy places the organism in Eukaryota, Metazoa, Echinodermata, Echinoidea, Camarodonta, Strongylocentrotidae. Gene Ontology annotation, cellular component: peroxisome.